This is a messenger RNA of Amoebophrya sp. A25, 1277 nucleotides long. NCBI's taxonomy places the organism in Eukaryota, Dinophyceae, Syndiniales, Amoebophryaceae. The record is from the annotation of a GenBank genome assembly.
AGGACUUCGAUAAUUUGACGGUCUUGCAGCUGCUCUUUGCAGCCUACCCGCAAGACAAAUCUGGUGAGAGUCGCCACCCGCAAUUUGUCGCUUUGAAGUGUGUGACUGGAAAGGGCCAGCCGCAAGUUGACUCGGGAGGUGUUUUGCAGGAGACGGGCAAGUGGUUGCGCUGCUAUGUGGAGCCAGAUGACAGAUACUACAAGUCUCGAGUUUGCGCUGAUGGACAGAACCCGCCAGCGAACUUCAAGAUGAAACCUCAUCAGACGAAGUUUGGCGUUCAACUCCCGAUGGUCAUGAUUGAGGGAGAUGGAAAGACGACGCCAGUUAAGGUCUCGCCGCUGCGCCAUGCAACCAAGUGCGUCUACAAGUCACCGCACUGCGACGAGGAAAAGAACGACCGCAUGAAUACGCCUGUGGAAUACGCUUGGCAUUUCUGCGUACUACUUUCUAUCUUUCUUUUCAUUUUUAACUUCAACUCUUGGUGUUGGAGUUGGUCUUGAAUCCUGAAAGUUGAACCUUCUUUUCUCCUUGGGGGACUACAGUCUCUGGAUGGACUUUACGUUUAGAAUUUUUAGAAUUAACAAAGUACACAUGACGUCACAACUGCCCGUCACCUCCUUAUAAGUCACUCCCACUCCACCUCCAGAUGAUGAAGACGGCGAAGACACCAGACGAGCUUGUUUUGUGUUGCCAAGGCAAGGAAAGUGGUAACCAGAACACUGACUAUACCAAGACUGCUCGUGGCUUUGCGAUUUUUGGCCCGGUGGUACCAACCAAGGAGUACGUCUUCCGAUUGCCGACCGAGAAUACGUGGGCCUCACUGGGUGGUGCUUCGAAGUCCACGGACACUGGCUCGUCCUCCAGCUCGGCCGAGCCGCAGGCGAAGCGAAGCAGACUGAUGUAAGAGGACAUGGAGAAUGAUGUACAUGUAUGGGGGGCAGGAAGAAGAACAGGUAGUGGAGGUAGAGGUACAGGGAGUACUUUUUCUAUUCCUAGGAGAGGAGCUCUUUUUCGUUCGGUAAGACUUUAGUACGGUCUAAGAUCAAGCUCAACUUCAAGUCGUUCUCGUGGCUUAUGACUUUGGGUCGGUCUAUGAUGAAGAGAGACGCAGCUUAUGAGAUAUAUAAGUAGAGCGAGAACUGUUUCCGUUUCUCGUUGGCUUAUGACUUUGGGCCGGUCUAUAAUGGAGAGGGAUUCAGAAAGAACUGUCUCUCGUCUCGCUUUCGUUACUUCAGAAUUUGUGUCGAUUUAUUUCAACUUGUUUCUCAUUCUUUUCC